Messenger RNA from Mesoplodon densirostris (Blainville's beaked whale), 1138 nucleotides. It is a transcript of the gene RASD1, whose product is annotated as ras related dexamethasone induced 1. The transcript has 2 exons. Bases 143 to 973 code for a protein of 276 amino acids. Gene Ontology annotation, molecular function: GTPase activity; GTP binding. The record is from RefSeq and is a predicted model, not a curated record. NCBI's taxonomy places the organism in Eukaryota, Metazoa, Chordata, Mammalia, Artiodactyla, Ziphiidae.
GCUAGAGCCCGAGCGCAGGCGCAGCCCGAGCCCGAGCCGCGCCGCCCGGCCGCUCUGCCUUCCCCGCUGCUCUGCCCCGUUCCCCCAGCCACAGUCGGCUCGUCUCGCGGCCCCGCGCCCGCCCCCGCGGUCCCUCUGCUCAAUGAAAUUGGCCGCGAUGAUCAAGAAGAUGUGCCAGAGCGACUCGGAACUCAGUAUUCCGGCCAAGAACUGCUACCGCAUGGUGGUCCUCGGCUCGUCCAAGGUGGGCAAGACGGCCAUCGUGUCGCGCUUCCUCACGGGCCGCUUCGAGGACGCCUACACGCCCACCAUCGAGGACUUCCACCGCAAGUUCUACUGCAUCCGCGGCGAGAUCUACCAGCUCGACAUCCUCGACACGUCCGGCAACCACCCCUUCCCCGCCAUGCGGCGCCUCUCCAUCCUCACUGGAGACGUGUUCAUCCUGGUGUUCAGCCUGGACAACCGCGACUCCUUCGAGGAGGUGCAGAGGCUCAAGCGGCAGAUCCUCGACACCAAGUCUUGCCUCAAGAACAAAACCAAGGAGAACGUGGACGUGCCCCUGGUCAUCUGUGGCAACAAAGGGGACCGGGACUUCUACCGCGAGGUGGAACAGCGCGAGAUCGAGCAGCUGGUGGGCGCCGACCCCCAGCGCUGCGCCUACUUCGAGAUCUCGGCCAAGAGGAACAGCCGCCUGGACCAGAUGUUCCACGCGCUCUUCGCCAUGGCCAACCUGCCGCGCGAGAUGAGCCCGGACCUGCACCGCCGGGUAUCGGCGCAGCACUGCGAGGCGCUACACAAGAAGGCGCUGCGGGGCAAGAGGCUGCGGCGAGCGGGCGGCGACCAGGACGACGCCUUCGGCAUCUUGGCGCCCUGGGCGCGCAGGCCGAGCGUGCACAGCGAUCUCAUGUACAUCCGCGAGAAGGCCAGCGGCGGCGGCCAGACCAAGGACAAGGAACGCUGCGUUAUCAGCUAGGAACUCCCGCCCCGCGCGGACGCAGAACCUCCGGAGGCCCUCUUGUCCAAGAGUCAAGUGUCCGGGCCGUGCGUCCCGAGCCGCGUGCGCGUGCGCGCGCGGACGGGAGUCUUCCUUCCCAGCGCUCCAGCCUAUUCACUGGGGAGACUCAAAGAAACCGAGAAG